Messenger RNA from Truncatella angustata, 351 nucleotides. RefSeq lists its product as uncharacterized. The transcript has 2 exons. Lineage: Eukaryota; Fungi; Ascomycota; Sordariomycetes; Amphisphaeriales; Sporocadaceae. The record is from RefSeq and is a predicted model, not a curated record. The coding region runs from base 1 to 351 and encodes 116 amino acids.
AUGCCCACCCCCGAAUCUGCCGCUUUCCUGGCCAAGAAGCCGACAGUCCCCCCGACAUUCGACGGUGUCGACUACGACGACAACAAGGCCCUCAAGGCCGCCCAGGACUCCAUCGUCCGCGAACAAUGGGUGCAGGUCAUGAUGGGACGACUGGUCAGAGAGGAGCUCAGCAAGUGCUACUACCGGGAAGGAGUCAAUCACUUGGAGAAGUGCGGCAAAUUAAGAGAGAGAUACCUGUCGAUGCUGGAGAAGCACCGCGUGCGCGGAUACCUCUUCGAGCAACAGAACUACACGGAUCCCUCGCAACUGGCUGGUGCGGCUGCGAAAGGACUCAAGGGCGUCAACCAGUAG